Molecule: messenger RNA, 204 nt
Organism: Knipowitschia caucasica
Lineage: Eukaryota; Metazoa; Chordata; Actinopteri; Gobiiformes; Gobiidae
Source: the annotation of a GenBank genome assembly
AUGGGCCGCACACCGCUGACGUCACCAAACCGGGACAUGAUUGGGCACGUGGACCGUGUGUCUGAACCAAUCACCGCCACCGCAGAUGAUGUCAUCACGAGUGUUGCCACCAGCUGGACUGAAGGGGCGUGGUUUGUGUGGAAGCACAGACUCAUGCUGAGACAUCCGUGGAAAAAUUCCCACGGAAACAGCGCCAUCUGCUGA